This is a messenger RNA of Echinostoma caproni, 645 nucleotides long. NCBI's taxonomy places the organism in Eukaryota, Metazoa, Platyhelminthes, Trematoda, Plagiorchiida, Echinostomatidae. The record is from the annotation of a GenBank genome assembly.
AUGCAGAACACUCGUGAAAAUGUAGCCUGCAUUCAAGACUCUGUUGUGGAUCGUGGUGUUGGUGACGAUGAUACGGAACUGACUCAGAGACUCUAUGUUUCACAUGCAUCCGGCCAAGAUGCUGUAUAUUGUGCCGAAGAAGGUGGAGUAACAGCAAAUCAUUCAGUGGAUUCCGGAACCACUUGGCGAACCCAUCCGAUUGAAUUAUUCCUUCCUCAUUUGAGUGAAAAUGUGGUGGAAAUGAAAAAGCUACCGAAAAAUGUAAAGAUAUUUUACCAGAAGCAAGAUGCUCUGAUUCAGGAAUUGAUCAAACUUAAUACUUUGGAAGCAGACGAUCCAGCAGAGUCCGGAUCCAACGGGAAGGGGGGAACUCCUUCUGUUAGCAAUCGGAAAUUAAACGCCAUAAUACUGCGCUUAGUUCUUCUAGUCAAUUUGUUCCUACUAGUUGGCAAGGCCGUUGCUUCUAUCGUCUCUGGAUCGCUUUCGAUUAUCUCUUCAUUGUUGGACAGUUGUGUUGACAUCGCUUCCGGUGGAAUCAUGUGGUUUACAUCUCGUCAAAUGCGAAAACGUCGACCGUACACAUAUCCACAAGGUGCGCUUCAUUAUAAUGGAUACAAUAAUUUCUAUUAUGUCUUUGCACGCUAA